UAUAUAGAGACAUUACAUAUUAUACAUAAAGAAAUCCAAACAUCAUAUCUUCAGACACAGAGUGUUGCAAAGAUCUGCCGACAAUGGGUUCUCUCGGCGUCUCGGACAAAGGAUCUCAGAACUCGUCGUUUCAGGGAAGUGAGACGUUUCUGCGGGAUGUGUUCGGGGGAAUACUGAAUACGUAUCUGAGGAAGAACCCUACGGUUCAUGCAAUAUGGGAACUUGUCCGCUCCGAUGGCGACGACAGGAUCUUCUACGACCACUUCACUUUCAGGACCCUAUUCGUCGAUGGUUAUGGAAUUGAUUCGUUAUCAAGUUUUUUCAUGGAAUAUGGAUACAAAGUAGGAGGUGGAAUGGAUUUUCCGGAGAAAAAAUUACGUGUACUGUGGUUUUCUCCGCCGCAAGUUCAUGUCCCCGUCGACGGUCACGGCCUCGACAAUGGCCCCUUGCCCCGACUUGUCAUCGCCGAGGUCCUCGUGGACGAACUAAGUCCUACAUCACAGGAGAUAAUAAGGAAGUAUCUGAAACCGGGUGGUGGUAAGCAAGCCGUUCUUUCAAGUACACUCGGAUCUUUAAUGUGGGAGAAGCCAACAUCGACCGAUUUCAAGCAACUUGCCAAGGAAAGCGAAAUUGCGGCUUGGACGCUUGUCCACGGAUACACGAUGAACCACCUUGCGUUCGCGGUUCAUCGGAUGAAAAACGGUCUCGGCAACAUCCAAAGCGUCAAAGAUUUUCUCCAGGGAAAAGGGUUCAAACUGAACAAGGAAGGAGGGAUUGUAAAAGUGAGUGAGGACAGUCUUUUACUGCAAAUCUCGUCGAUUUCGGAAAGACUUGAGGUAGAAUUUGCGGACGGGGUGACUGAGUCGAUCCCUGCUUCGUACAUCGAGUUCACUGAACGUCUCGUUUUGCCACAAUACAAAGAUGUGCCAGGAGACGAGAUCAAAGAGUUGCACAGACGUGAAGGUUUUGAGUUGGAAAGCGCCAACAACGUUAUGGAAAGCACACGUUUCACGGUCGAUCAUAUUGUCUAAAACUAUAUAUAUACACGCCUAAUUUCGGACCAUUUGUGCUCGAUCGGUUCCAAGUACAAUAUCACAUGUCUCUUAUAUAUAUAUAUAUAGUCGUAUUUUGCGUGCCCAACUCGUGAAUGAGCCUAUAUCAAACUCUUAAUUAUAA
This is a messenger RNA of Tarenaya hassleriana, 1176 nucleotides long. RefSeq lists its product as uncharacterized. The record is from RefSeq and is a predicted model, not a curated record. Gene Ontology annotation, molecular function: oxidoreductase activity. Bases 84 to 1031 code for a protein of 315 amino acids. Lineage: Eukaryota; Viridiplantae; Streptophyta; Magnoliopsida; Brassicales; Cleomaceae. The transcript is spliced from 7 exons.